Messenger RNA from Phyllopteryx taeniolatus (common seadragon), 2136 nucleotides. RefSeq names its product reticulocalbin 2 (gene rcn2). Lineage: Eukaryota; Metazoa; Chordata; Actinopteri; Syngnathiformes; Syngnathidae. Gene Ontology annotation, molecular function: calcium ion binding. The transcript has 8 exons. The record is from RefSeq and is a predicted model, not a curated record. Gene Ontology annotation, cellular component: endoplasmic reticulum. The coding region runs from base 47 to 976 and encodes 309 amino acids.
UCGCUGUUACGAUGACUCCAACCACAAUUUGACAACUUUUCACGAGAUGGCGCCACCUGCUGUGAUGAUGUUGGUAUUGUUGGCCCUUCAGUUUGUGGCGGUACUAAGCGUUCACAAACAUGAAGAUGAUUUUGGACAACAGCUGAAUUCUGAGCAUAACAUGAACGUCCUGCUGGGAGAGAAGGACACUGAGGAGUUAAAGAAACUAAGUCCAGAGGAGCAGAGAAAGAGAAUGAUGGAAAUUGUAAAGAAGAUUGACAAAAAUGGUGACAAUUACCUUAGCGUGGAGGAGAUUGCGCUAUGGAUUCAGCAUGUCUACAGAAAAUACGCCCUGGAUGACGCAGCGGAGCGUUUUGCUGAAUUCGACACCGACAAAGACGGUGUAGUAUCGUGGGAGGAGUAUAACAUGGCUGCUCAUGACCAGCUCUUUAGUUUGGAUGAAAGUACAAUUCUGGGUGAUCCAGAGCAAGAGUCUCUGCAACACCUCCACCUGAAAGAGAGGAGGCGCUUCAAUUUCGCCGACCAGGACGGGACGCCUGGCCUCAAUGUGACCGAGUUUCUGGCCUUCACCCACCCGUCUGAAGUGGAUUACAUGGCUGAUUUUGCCAUUGAGGAUGUGCUGAGUGACUACGACUUGGAUCAAGAUGGAUUGAUCAAUCUGAAGGAAUUUAUUGGUGACCUUCGACGUGAAGAGGACGCACCUUCACAGUGGGAGGUUGAGGAGACCGUGCGAUUCAAGGACCUCUACGAUCAAGACAAAGACGGUAAGUUGAAUCGAGAGGAGCAACUCCGCUGGAUCGCGCCCAACAGCUACGGCGCUGCUCAGGAAGAAGCUCUUCACCUUAUUAAGGAGAUGGACCAGGAUGAAGACGGGCGGAUCUCGGAGGCUGAAGUCUUGAAAAACCCAGACACCUUUAUGAACAGCGAAGUGACGGACUACGGCAGACAUCUGCACUUGUCACAUGAUGAAUUAUAAUUUCUAUCAAUCUUUAUUUUGUCCAGCAUAAUUCAUAUUAACUUUAAGCAGUGUUAAUGUCAUUGUAACGCAGCAAGACAACACUGCUGAGGGACUUUCUAAACAAAGACAAUGCUCACCGGCAAUGACUACCGUAGGCGUGUCAGAAAGCGAAGUGACAGUCUACUUGUCUUAGUUGCUCACUGACACUCUUCCUCUUUUCAAACAAACGAGCCAGGCGCUGUGUGACAGCUCGUUUCCUGGACCGUUUCACUUGUGUCGAGCAGCCGCCUGCCUGGCAAACCCGCUGGCAUUCGGAGGGGCAUUAAAAAGGUGAAAGGCUUCUCCACAGGAGAGCCACUCAGGAUGGAGUUAGAAUUUAAGGAUGCCUUUUGGGUAAGCUUGUGCCAUGAUUGUAUAUGUGUGUAUAUAAAUAUAUAUGGGGGUGUAUAAAAUAUACACACACAUUCUGUUCGGUUCGAGGAUCAAGUUGACUGUUGAGGACUACAUUUAAUUAGUCACUAAAGUUUUAUAUUAAUGUUAAUGAUACACUCUGCACUGUUUAUUUUAACAGCAGGAGCGUACAAAACACACUAAAAAGAGAAUUCCACUACCUGUAAUGGAAAACUGAAGAACUAAGGUCUUAGUUCUCUCUAUUAUGCAGGUCUAUGUAUAUGUACGACUAACAAAUGUCCAAAGAAAUUGUUAAAUUCUGGGAGGUAUCGUUGAACGGCAUUUUAUUACUAUGUUAGUACAUCUAAUUGAAGAAAGUGCAGGAGUUGGUUCAAUUUUGUAUUAUUCGUUAAGACGACAUCAUUUGUUUCUUUUACAUUUACGGGGUUUAAAACUGAAAAAUUGUUACUGCCCUGCUGAUUUCUGUUCUUUGCCAUCCAUGUGAUGAAUGAAAAAUACAUUUUCAUCAUGGUGAUUACAUUGUCAAAAAGAGGCUAAUAUUUUCAAUGCACCGCACAUGUAAUCACAACCCUUGCAAAAGUAAAAUUCACCUGACAAAUGCAAAUUCAUUGGUCAUUCCCUGUCCUCGCUUGCUAAAAUUAAACAUUACCAUGAAAUCAUUGAAAUUCUUGAGAAAUGUUAUAUUUUGAUGGAUGGAUAAUUGUGCUACUCCUUAACCUAACUAUACUUUAAAUAAAUAAAGAAAACCUGUUUAAAUUGACAAUUCA